Molecule: messenger RNA, 309 nt
Organism: Dibothriocephalus latus
Lineage: Eukaryota; Metazoa; Platyhelminthes; Cestoda; Diphyllobothriidea; Diphyllobothriidae
Source: the annotation of a GenBank genome assembly
AUGGCCGGCCACAAUGCAGACAAUUUGGCGCAGUCUGCCAUGCUAAUUACCGUCCUCCUUGUUGUGGCAGAAUCCAAUAUGAGUGGUUGUUUUAAUCGUACAGACAUUGCCGUAAAUACAGAGGUGAUAAACGAGACCAAUUCGGACCCUCAUCUGGAGUUGACAUUUGGUGACGUUGGCGCUGUUGGUCUACUGCACACCAACCCUGCAUCGUGUCGCCCUGCCCCCUCCACCCUGCCUUAUUUGCUCAUCUUCAAAAAUGCCCGUUCCAGCCGGAAAGAACGCCUGCUAUUUCUGCAAAGUCUUUAG